Bufo bufo (common toad) is the source of this 4451-nucleotide messenger RNA. RefSeq names its product attractin (gene ATRN). Gene Ontology annotation, molecular function: protein binding. NCBI's taxonomy places the organism in Eukaryota, Metazoa, Chordata, Amphibia, Anura, Bufonidae. The record is from RefSeq and is a predicted model, not a curated record. The transcript is spliced from 29 exons. Gene Ontology annotation, cellular component: Golgi apparatus. Bases 90 to 4124 code for a protein of 1344 amino acids.
CCCGGGUCAGGCCUGGCAGCUUGGUGACGACAUCCGAGUGAGCGGAGGAGAGUGUCCCCGGACUGGAGAGCGCCGGCCUCGGGAGAGACAUGCGGACUGCGGGGCUGCUGCUCGUCCUGCUCCAGCUGUCCCUGCCCCCACUUCUGGAGGCCAAGGAGUGUGAGAAGGCUUGUGUGAACGGCGUCUGCCAGCCGGGCAGCGGACAGUGCCUGUGUGACCCCGGCUGGACCGGAGAGCAGUGCCAGCACUGCGGGGGCCGCUUCUUGUUAACGGGACCAAGUGGGACUGUGACGGACGGCCCCGGGAACUACAAGUACAAGACCAAGUGCACCUGGCUGAUCGAGGGGCUACCCCAAUCUGUGCUGCGUCUGCGCUUCAACCACUUUGCCACAGAGUGCAGCUGGGAUCACCUGUACGUGUACAAUGGAGACUCCAUCUACGCCCCGCUGGUGGCUGCCUUCAGUGGGCUUAUUGUUCCGGAGAGCGAAGGCAACGAGACGGUCCCCGAAGUCUCCAUUACUUCUAGAUACGCCCUAUUACAUUUCUUCAGCGACGCGGCCUACAACCUGACCGGCUUUAAUAUCAGCUACAGCAUAAACACAUGUCCCAACAACUGCUCAGGACGGGGGAUCUGCAUGCAGGGAAACGACAGCAGUGUGUACUGCGACUGCGCCGAGGAGUGGAAGGGAGAGUCCUGCCACAUCCCCUACUGCAGGGACAACUGUGGCUUCCCCGAGCGCGGAGACUGCAGCGUGAACGGCACCAAGAGCUGCGUGUGCAGCGACGGCUGGCAGGGUCCCGGCUGCUCUAUCCCAGUCCCUGCCAACCAGUCCUUCUGGACCCGGGAGGAGUUCUCCGAUCCUCAGCUGGGAAGAGCUUCCCACAAAGCGCUGGUGCUGGAUGAUGUCAUGUGGAUCGUGGGCGGCUACGUGUUCGACCACUCCAUCGACCAGAUGGUUAUGGCGUAUAACCUGGUCUCCCGCGAGUGGCUGAAGCUGAACAGCUCUGUCAACUCUGUCGUCAUCCGCUACGGACACUCCCUGGCUUUAUACAAGGACAAGAUGUACAUGUAUGGCGGCAAGAUAGACUUCACAGGGGACGUAUCCAACGAGCUGUGGGUUUUCCAUGUUCAGAACGAGUCCUGGGUCCAGCUCCUUCCGAAUGCCAAAGAGCAGUAUGCUGUGGUGGGGCACUCGGCUCACAUCGUCACUCUGAAGGACGGCAGUACGGUCAUGCUGGUGUUUUUUGGCCAUUGCCCCCUCUAUGGCUAUAUUAGCAGCAUCCAGAGCUAUAACUUGGGUACUAAUGUUUGGGACGUCGUUGAGACUCAGGGGGCACUAGUCCAGGGGGGAUACGGCCACAGCACCGCUUAUGAUGAAAACACCCGAUCCAUCUAUAUCCACGGUGGAUACAAAGCUUUCACCGCAAACAAAAAUCGCCUAGCGGACGACCUGUACAAGUAUGAGGUGGACACUCACAUGUGGAGAAUCCUAAAAGACAGCAAGUUUUUCCGCUUCCUGCACACGGCUGUGAUCGUCAGCGGCACCAUGCUGGUGUUCGGAGGGAACACCCACAACGACACGUCCAUGAGCUACGGAGCCAAGUGCUUCUCUAAGGACUUCAUGGCGUAUGACAUAGCUUGCGAUACCUGGCACCAGCUGCCAUUUCCCACUCUGGGCUAUGAUGUCAAUCGCUUCGGUCACACCGCCGUCCUGAAAAACGGCACAAUGUUUGUAUUUGGCGGCUUCAACAGCCUCCUGCUCGGCGACAUCCUGAUAUACACCUCCAAGAGCUGCGAGGCGUUUACAUCGCACGCGUCAUGUGUGGAGGCCGGACCUGGAGUCCGGUGUGUCUGGGACAGCGAAGCCUCUCAGUGCUUGUCCUGGGAAAGGGCUACAGCAAAGCAGCAAAAUGAGACCAUCCUUACAUGUCCUGUAGUCAUGUCUUUGGAGGGCGACAGCCGGUGCGAUCAGUACACGGACUGCUUCAGCUGCUCGGCUAACUCCAAUGGCUGCCGGUGGUGUAACGACCAGUGUAUAUCCCUCCUCCAGAACUGCAGCCAGGGAGCGGUGACAUCAUAUGAGAACUGUCCCAAGAGUAACUACGGGUUUUACUGCAGCAAGAAGACGAGCUGUAAGAGCUGCGCCGUGGACCAGAACUGCCAGUGGGAAUCUCGGAACCAGGAGUGUAUGGGGCUGCCAGAAAACAUCUGUGGGGCCACCUGGCAUCUGGUGGAAAGCUCCUGCCUGAAAAUCACCAGCACCAAGGACAACUAUGACUUCUCCAAGCAGGCGUGCCGGCAGCACAACGCGAUGCUGGCGUCCCUCACCACCCCCAAGAAGGUGGAGUUCGUGGUGAAGCAGCUGCAGAACAUGCAGACAAAGAGCGAGCUCACCCCUUGGGUCGGCCUCCGAAAGAUAAACAUUUCUUACUGGUGCUGGGAGGACAUGUCGCCCUUCACCAACACCACGCUGCAGUGGCAAGCAGGGGAGCCCAGCGGUGUCGGCUUCUGCGGCUACCUGGCCGAACCUUCCACAGCGGGCCUAAAGACGGCAACCUGUAUCCACCAGAUAAAUGGCAGCGUCUGUGAAAGACCAGCCAAUCACAGUGCCAAGCAGUGCCGCACCCCGUGUGCCUCCAGGACGCAGUGUUCGGAGUGUACCAGCGCCAGCUCCGAGUGCAUGUGGUGCAGUAACAUGAAGCAGUGUGUGGACUCCAACGCCUAUGUGGCCUCCUUCCCAUUCGGGCAGUGUAUGGAGUGGUAUACCAUGAGCAACUGUCCACCUGAGAACUGCUCCGGAUAUCGUACGUGUGCCCAGUGUCUGGAGCAGCCCGGCUGCGGCUGGUGUACGGACCCCAGUAACACAGGGAAGGGGCAGUGUAUGGAGGCCUCAUAUCAGGGGCCAAUGAAACUGCCAAACGCUUCAGCGGGUGCAAAGGCAAACUCUGAGCCGAUCCUGGAUGUCACCCUGUGCCCUGCCAAUAACAGCUACAACUGGUCCUUCAUCCAUUGUCCAGCCUGCCAGUGUAACGGACACAGCAAGUGCAUCAAUGAAAGUAUCUGCGAGAAGUGCCAAGACCUGACCACCGGCAAGAACUGCGACACCUGCAUCUCCGGCUACUACGGGGACCCCACCAACGGGGGAUCCUGUCAGCCCUGCAAAUGUAACGGACACGCAUCCAUGUGCAACACGAACAGCGGCAAGUGCUUCUGUACCACCAAGGGGAUCAAAGGAGAAGAGUGUCAGCUGUGCGAAGUCGAAAAUCGCUAUCAAGGAAACCCACUGAAAGGAACGUGUUACUACACCUUGCUGAUUGACUAUCAGUUCACCUUCAGCCUGUCCCAGGAGGACGACCGAUACUACACGGCCAUCAACUUUGUGGCCACUCCUGAGGAGCAAAAUAGAGACCUGGACAUGUUCAUCAAUGCAUCUAAGAACUUCAACCUGAAUAUAACGUGGGCACCAAGCUUUGCAGCCGGCACCCAGGCGGGAGAGGAGAUCCCCAUCAUCUCCAGGACCAACGUCAAGGAAUGUAAAGACACUUUCUCCAAUGAGAAGUUUGACUUCCACAACAAUCCAAACAUCACCUUCUUCGUCUACGUCAGCAACUUCACCUGGCCCAUAAAGAUACAGAUCGCCUUCUCUCAGCACAGUAACUUUAUGGACUUGGUACAGUUCUUUGUCACGUUCUUCAGUUGUUUCCUCUCCUUGCUCCUGGUGGCCGCUGUCGUUUGGAAAAUUAAACAAAGUUGUUGGGCUUCAAGGAGAAGAGAGCAACUCAUCCGGGAGAUGCAGCAGAUGGCGAGCCGACCCUUCGCCUCCGUCAACGUCGCCCUGGAAACAGACGAGGAGCCGCCGGAUCUGAUCGGCGGGAGCGUGAAGACUGUACCGAAGCCGAUCGCCUUGGAGCCAUGUUGUGGUAACAAAGCAGCGGUCCUCUCAAUAUUUGUGCGGCUGCCACGCGGUUUAGGGGGCAUUCCACCUCCAGGACAGUCUGGUCUGGCCGUGGCCAGCGCAUUAGUGGACAUCUCACAACAGAUGCCGUUAGGGUACAAAGAGAAAUCGGGAGCAGCGCGAAACCGAAAGCACCAGCCGCCGGCACAACCCAGCACCUGCAUUUGACGCUGGACUUGCACAGUUUAGGAGACGUGAACACUGACGCUGGAGGAAUCGCGGUUUUACCACGGAGGCACUCAGCAGGGGCUCCCCCGUUCCUGCGGGAUCUCCCGGCCUCCUCACACAUCUGCAUGGUUCUGUUCACUUUUCCCGGUGGAUUUCUUUCUACAGACGUUCGUUUUCUUCUUUUUUUUUUAUUUUUUUUAUUUUUUUCUCUCCAAGUUUCGCCAUGAGAACUGGAAGACAAAGCAGUAAAAAUCUUAAGUUAUUUUCACUACAAUGAGACUUGAUGUAGCCCACGCUCAGGGUCCGGGUCCAUCAUUUCCAGAAGAA